ACUCUUCCAUUUUACGCGCAAUCCAUCCACGCACAAAAAAAAGAGAAAAAAAAAUUGAAAAGAAGAGAUAAGAAUAUCUUUAAAAAGAAGUGUGGAGAAUUCUUUCUUCUCAUAAACAACAACAUGUCGAAAAACGAAAAUGCUAAGGCACAAGCGCCGGAGAAAUCCGACUUUACCAGGAGAUGUAGUUUGCUCAGCCGUUACUUGAAGGAGAAGGGUAGUUUCGGAAACAUAGAUCUUGGCUUGCUCCGAAAACCCCAUUCCAAUCUCGGGUCGCUCGGAACAUCCGAUCCACCAGGGAAACAAAAUGCGAUGCAGAAGGCAGGGCAUUCCAAAGGCGAACCCUCUGCGUCAUCUGGAGGCAAAGUCAAAGAUGUUGCUGACCUCAGUGUAUCACAGCCAGGAAGUUCGCAGCUGACCAUAUUCUUUGGAGGGAAAGUUUUAGUAUAUAAUGAGUUCCCUGCAGACAAAGCUAAAGAGAUUAUGGAAGUAGCAAAACAAGCCAAGCCUCUGACUGAGAUUAACUUUCAGACACCAAUCAAUGUCGAAAACAAAAGCAACAUGGUUCUCCCUGAUCUCAAUGAGCCUACAGAUUCUGCUGAUACUGAUAAUAAUCACCCUACAAAGGAACAACAGCAGCAGCAACAAGAACAAAAUCAGAUCGUGGAACGUAUAGCACGUAGAGCUUCGCUUCAUCGAUUCUUUGCCAAACGGAAAGACAGAGCUGUGGCUAGGGCUCCAUACCAAGUUAACCAAAACGCGGGUCACCAUUGUUAUCCUCCCAAGCCAGAGGCUGUAGCCGGUCAACCACUAGAGCCAGGACAGUCGUCACAAAGACAGCCGGAUAAUGCCAUUGCUCAAACCGAGGCCCAACACAAAUCAGAUGGUGAUAAAGAUGUUAUUAUGGAUAUUGAAGAAGGCCAAAGUUCGAAAGAUCUCGAUCUAAAGCUAUAGUAAUAUAUAUUUGCUAAAUUUCUAUUAGGCACUAAGUUUUUAGAUUAAGGUUUCGAUUUUUCUGACUUAUCUAAGUGAUUUUUUGCUUUCUACUGAGGUUGUAAUCUUAAUCUAACUUGAAUAUUCAUUCAUAAACCCAAUAGUAGAGU
Molecule: messenger RNA, 1103 nt
Organism: Arabidopsis arenosa
Lineage: Eukaryota; Viridiplantae; Streptophyta; Magnoliopsida; Brassicales; Brassicaceae
Source: the annotation of a GenBank genome assembly